Zea mays is the source of this 1346-nucleotide messenger RNA. RefSeq names its product protein YIPF5 homolog. The coding region runs from base 141 to 917 and encodes 258 amino acids. The transcript has 2 exons. Gene Ontology annotation, biological process: vesicle fusion with Golgi apparatus; endoplasmic reticulum to Golgi vesicle-mediated transport. The record is from RefSeq and is marked validated. Gene Ontology annotation, cellular component: membrane; trans-Golgi network. Lineage: Eukaryota; Viridiplantae; Streptophyta; Magnoliopsida; Poales; Poaceae.
AAACAAAAGCCGAAAACCGCAGUACGCUGUACGCAGCUGUCCCUCGCAGUUGGGCGCACCGGUCUACUCCUCGAUCGGCAAGGCCGCAACUACCUAGAUCUCGAACCCUCGCCGCCGCUUCUUUCCCGAUCGCCGCGGCCAUGGCGAAGGAGUUCCCCGUGCCGCCGGUGGUCUUCACGCCGUCCACACCGACGCACCGCCGGUACCCUCCCCAGGGCGUGGGGGCCUCCCCUCCGCCCGCGUUCGCGCCGCCCCGCCCCUCCACCUCAUCCGCCGCCAACCCGCUCCCCUUCAUGUCGUUCGAUGUAUCAGCUGCCGCGGCCUCCUCCUCCUCCGCGCCACCCCUCUUCGCGGGGCCUAUCGGUGUCGCCGGUUCCGGCUCGUCCUUCGAGGACGAGCCGCCGCUCCUCGAGGAGCUCGGUAUCAACACGCGCCAGAUCUGGCGGAAGACGAUCUCCAUCCUCCACCCGCUCCGCUCCGCCGACCCCUCCCUCCACGCCGACGCCGACCUGUCGGGCCCGUUCCUCUUCCUCCUUUCCUUUGGACUAUUCCAGCUCCUCGCGGGGAAGUUCCACUUUGGGAUCGUGCUCGGCUGGGUCACCGUGGCGUCUCUCUUCCUCUACUUCGUCUUCUCCAUGCUCUCGGGCGGCCGCCGCGGGGACCUCGAUCUGUACAGAUGCGUUAGCCUCGUCGGCUACUGCAUGCUGCCCAUGGUCAUCUUCUCGGCUGUCUCCCUCUUCCUGCCGCGCGGGGGCGGGCUCAUAUUUGGAGUAGGGAUGGCGUUCGUGAUAUGGUCCGCCAGGGUCUGCACCAGGCUGCUAGCAGAGCUUGCAUCCAGUGGAGACGAGCACAGGGGGCUCAUCGCUUAUGCGUGCUGGCUCGUCUACAUGCUCUUCUCGUUGCUUGUCAUCUUCUGAUACCAUUUAUGGUCUGGAAGAUUAUGUGCCUAAUUUGUUUAGGGGAUGCUGUGGACAGUGGACUGCCUUUUACCAGUCACGGAGUGUUUUUGUUGUGUUGUCACAGAACUACAUACGAUCUGGCCAGUUGAUCUCUUAGUUCCAUUGGGCAUGGUUGGUGUUCGGUAAAAAGAAAAGGAAAUCAAGGUCCAGAAACAGCAAAUGUGCAGUAAUUAGGUUUUACCGAAGUAUUGGUGGAAAUCUAAUUACUUUCUAAAGGUCGUGGUAUGUGCAAAUCUGUUUAUUAUGAUUACUUACCACGACUUUAUUUUAGGAUCAUCGUGGUAGUUUCUUUUCUUUUAAUGCAUUUUGGCAGAGAUAAUUGUUCUAUCUUUAGGUAUCAUGUUAGAUACUUAAUCAUCAUAAAUCAAAGGGACGUUAGUUUUCUUU